CUGGACCCGGCGGGAUGAGCGAGGCGGAGGCGGCAGUGGUGGCGACAGCGGCCCCCGCGGCGACGGUGCCCGCGACGGCGGCAGGGGUGGUAGCGGUGGUGGUACCUGUGCCCGCGGGAGAGCCGCAGAAAGCAGGCGGCGGGGCGGGCGGCGGGGGCGGAACCGCCUCUGGCCCCGCUGCUGGGACCCCCUCGGCGCCCGGCCCUCGCACCCCUGGCAACCCGGCGACGGCGGCCUCGGGGACUCCCGCGCCCCCGGCCCGGAGUCAGGCGGACAAGCCGGUGCUGGCAAUCCAAGUCCUGGGCACUGUCAAAUGGUUCAACGUCCGGAAUGGUUACGGAUUCAUCAACAGGAAUGACACCAAGGAGGAUGUCUUUGUCCACCAGACAGCUAUUAAAAGAAACAACCCCAGGAAGUUUCUGCGAAGUGUUGGAGAUGGGGAGACUGUGGAGUUUGAUGUCGUGGAAGGAGAGAAGGGUGCAGAAGCUGCUAACGUAACUGGGCCUGGGGGGGUGCCAGUGAAGGGCAGCCGCUAUGCUCCCAAUCGACGUAGGUUCCGCAGAUUCAUCCCCCGGCCUCGCCCAGCUGCCCCCCCACCUAUGGUGGCAGAGGCUCCCUCGGGUGGGACGGAACCUGGCAGCGAAGGUGAGCGGGCGGAGGACUCAGGGCAGCGGCCCCGGCGACGGCGCCCACCACCUUUCUUCUAUCGAAGGCGGUUUGUGCGAGGCCCUCGGCCCCCCAACCAGCAGCAGCCCAUAGAGGGCUCCGAUGGGGUAGAGCCCAAGGAGACAGCCCCAUUGGAGGGCGACCAACAGCAGGGAGAUGAGCGGGUGCCCCCGCCCAGAUUCCGGCCUAGGUACCGAAGGCCUUUCCGCCCCAGGCCACCCCAACAACCUACCACAGAAGGUGGGGAUGGCGAGACCAAGCCCAGCCAAGGCCCCACUGAUGGCUCCCGGCCUGAGCCCCAGCGGCCACGAAACCGUCCCUACUUCCAGCGGCGUCGGCAGCAGCCUCCUGGCCCCCGGCAGCCGAUAGCCGCAGAGACCUCAGCACCUAUCAACAGUGGGGACCCCCCCACCACCAUACUGGAGUGACUCCAGCUCAGGACACCCAGAGCUGCCAUCUGGUAUCUGCCCGUUUCCAACUGACUCUACCCAGCAUCCUCCUCCCCCUUUCCCAUAAUUCAUGACAUCAAAACAUCGGCUUUUCCCUUGAGACUCAGGAGGGCCAAAGCAACAGCCUUUGGCUUUUUUCUCUUUUUUCCCCUCUCCCCUACCAAGGGUUGAAGGAAGGGGUCCAUCCUUAUUGCUCAGAGGCGCGGCCUCCUCCCCUAAGUCAGGCUGAGAAGGAACCAGCCAGCUCUUACCUCCUCCUGAUUGUUUUUCUUUCCCACCCAUUUAUUUUUUGUUUCCCUUUGACCUCCCAACACCUCUGAAGCCAUUUUAUGUCAUGUGCCACCUGAGCCUCCAGUAAAAACAAAAGCAGGCUUUCUUGUUGUCUUGG
Molecule: messenger RNA, 1503 nt
Organism: Acomys russatus (golden spiny mouse)
Lineage: Eukaryota; Metazoa; Chordata; Mammalia; Rodentia; Muridae
Gene: Ybx2
Product: Y-box binding protein 2
Exons: 9
Coding region: 15-1094 (359 amino acids)
Biological process (GO): regulation of gene expression
Cellular component (GO): nucleus
Molecular function (GO): nucleic acid binding
Source: RefSeq, a predicted model, not a curated record